AAAGAAAAAUGAAAAAAAGAUAAACCCCAAGAAAGCUCAAAACCCAGUUCCAGCUUAAACCCCUGAAAUCCCAAAAUUCGGUUAAAAAUCUUAUCGUUAAGUUAUAACCGAACUCACACAUUCUCAGAAGCACAACUCUUAACGGCUCAACCAUAUAAACCCCUUUUUUCCUCCUUCACUUUCAACUCUGGAGCACUGCAAAUCUUUCACCAAACAAACGAUACCCAUGUGUUGAAUUAGAAAGAAUGGCAUCUGUUUCUGCAUUUUGGUUCUAUCAAGACAGAGGAUUUCGAGGCGUAGCUUCUGCAGAUGGCUUUGGGAAGCCAUAUUCGAAUUAUUUGAAGUCAUCAUUUAUAGGUUCAUUUCCAGCAGGAACAUUGAAAGUUAGACAUUGCUUGAAUAAUUCACAGAGGACUCUUCAACGUCCUUGUAUAAAGUGUGAGCAGAAAGAUGAACCCUACAAAGAAGUAUCUGUUGAGCGUCCACCCUACUAUAGCUACUUGGACUCGACAUCUGGGAAGAUGGAACCAGCCUCUGGUGCUCGUGCAAGUAUUCUAGGGGAGGAGUAUUGGCCAGAAGGCACAGUUAGUCGAGUUAGGGCUGCCAGGGCUCCUGAACCAACUGGUGAAUCAUUAGGAUCUCCAUCUUAUGGAAAAAAUCCUGGCAGUAGGAGAAAAAAGUACAAAACAUCGUUUGCUUCUUCUGAAUCUUCCAGUGUGAUUUUAGAAUCAAGUAAUCCACUGGAACAUGAAAGUUCAGUGGACACAACAGAAGAGCCUAAAGAUUCCUUGUCUGAUUAUGUUGUUUAUGACACUAAACCUGUGCAAGAAGAAACUGGAUUUGAUCUAGACAAAAAACUUGGACGUCCUCAUCCCUUUGUUGAUCCAAAAGUGAAGAAGCCUAUAGAGGAUCCGCUUACUAGCGAAGAACUAUGGUGGAACUGGAGAAAGCCAGAGAAAGAGCAAUGGUCCAGGUGGCAAAGGAGGAGACCUGAUUCUGAGACGGUUUUUCUCAAAGCAAUGGCUGAGACUGGGCAAAUAAAACUUUACGGUGAACAUCCAACAUUAACUGAGACUUCUCUUUAUAGAGCUAGACGCCAUCUUUUCAAGGAAGAAAGGCUUCGAGCUGAACAAGAGAGACUAGACAGAAUAGGUCCAAUAGCAUACUACUCUGAAUGGGUAAAAGCAUGGAAAAGGGACACAUCACUUGAAGCUGUUCAGAAACAUUUCGAAGAGACUGGUGAAGAUGAAAACACCCAACUGAUUGAGAUGUUUUGCCAUCAAACAGAUCGAGAGUAUCGCAUAAUGAUGGGGACUGAUGUGCGUAUUCGUAGGGAUCCUCUAGCAAUGCGAAUGCGGGAGGAUCAAAUAAAGCAAAUAUGGGGAGGAGAUCCUGUCUACCCAACUGUGAACUACAUUCAAGAUCCUGAUGAAGUGAUUGAUUUCAGAGGUCCAGAUUUUCAUGAACCCACGCCCAAUAUGCUGGAUCACCUGAAGGAGCACGGCAAAAUCAUAUCAAGGGAGGAGCUUGAAAAGAUUUUAGCAAAAGAGAAGACUGAAGAUCUCAAGGUAACAGUUAUGGAUGACGCUAUGGCACAAGCUGUUGACAUUGGUGAAGAUGAUGAUGGAGAGGAUAGUGAAGUUGAGGUUGAGGUUGAGGAAGAAGGGGAGGAGAAAAUUACACGCAAUUGGAGUGUCUUGAAAAAUACUCCUGAGCUGCGCAAAACCAAGCACAAACCUAAGGAGGAACCCUUGUCUCUGGAAGAAGCCAUAGAUGAUUCCGAAAACUUGACUGAUUUUCUACUGGACUUUGAAGAAGACAACUGAUUUUCUCAAGUCUCAGAAAUAGAGAGUGACAUUGAAAAGUACUCCAGAGCUUCACAAAUUCAAGCCAAGAGCAAGCUGCAAAGGUUUUCUUCUUUUGGACGACUGAACUCUCAAGGGAAAGGAGAGGGGGAUUGUAAUCAAUGACCUCCAUUAGAAUAUGGGUUCAGCCGGUCAAGUCUGGGCUGUGAUUUGUAUUGUAGUAGCUCAUGUCCUAGAAGUUUGUUAAAAAAUGGUUAAUGUCUUAAUGGUAUGCAUGCAACCAAUUUGGAUGUACAUACUCUUUUUUGCUUAUGGCUUGUACUAGUAUACAGUACUUAUAGUUUAUGUUGGUUGUUUUUGGGGGUUUUAGAAUAGCAUAUAUCUAUGUGUUAGGUUGAUUAGAAGUUUGUUGAGUUCAUAACUAGAGUGAAAUAGAUGAGUACUCUGUCCCCACUUUUAUAUCAUUUCAAUCGUUUAUGAAAUUGAAAUUUGGUUCCAAAUA
Molecule: messenger RNA, 2307 nt
Organism: Quercus lobata
Lineage: Eukaryota; Viridiplantae; Streptophyta; Magnoliopsida; Fagales; Fagaceae
Gene: PTAC12
Product: plastid transcriptionally active 12
Exons: 12
Coding region: 246-1826 (526 amino acids)
Biological process (GO): positive regulation of red or far-red light signaling pathway; response to light stimulus; positive regulation of DNA-templated transcription
Cellular component (GO): chloroplast; nucleus
Source: RefSeq, a predicted model, not a curated record